Molecule: messenger RNA, 3321 nt
Organism: Fopius arisanus
Lineage: Eukaryota; Metazoa; Arthropoda; Insecta; Hymenoptera; Braconidae
Product: putative gustatory receptor 28b
Exons: 10
Coding region: 376-1794 (472 amino acids)
Biological process (GO): male courtship behavior; sensory perception of taste; chemosensory behavior
Cellular component (GO): membrane; dendrite; axon
Source: RefSeq, a predicted model, not a curated record
CGCUUCAUUCAAAUGCUGUGCAUUAUCGACGUUUGCGAAACCAUCAGUCAAACGGUAUUCCUGGUCUAGGUACAUCCAGAUAGAGUUACACAUUUUUUUUUUAUUUAUUUCUGUCCAGGCCAAUCGAAUUGGCAAUUAUCUUCACACGAUGCUGGUGAUGCGCAGACUGAAAUGUUCCAGCGAUCUUGUUAAAAUACUCUCCCUCGAGUGUCUUCAGCAGAGUGUUAAAAUUAAAUUGUAUGGUUUAAUUGAAUUGAACGAUUCUGUAUUUUACAAGAUGAGUGGAGUCAUAACAACAUACGUCAUAAUAAUGAUGCAACUUGAUGGACAGCCUGACCUGUUCGAGGGGGACGACUAAGAAUUAUAUCUCUCAAGAUGAUUAAACGAAUUCUGUGCCACAAAGUGUUUCACCUCCGGGGCUAUUACAGUAAUGCACCCAUUUCAUUAUUUUUUUUUUAUCAAAGAAAUAUUUGCUACCGACAAUUCGCUAAUGUCCAUCGGAUAAUCCAUUGUGAUAAGGACGUGUCUCGCUGUUUCAUUUGGAAUACAGUCGAAGCCAUGCGUUUGGAGAGAAAUUCUAUGAGGACGAUGGAGAAUACGUGGAUGACAGACAAACGGAAACUCCAGAGGAGAAUGAAUUUUUUUACAGCACUGGCGAGAGUCGAGGGUAUUUGGCAGACUAUUGGAAAUUUUCCCAUAUGCUUUGGUGGUCCUGAUAAUUUGAAAAAAUGCCGAUUCAGUAAAUCCAUUAUGGGAUAUCACAUUGUUCUCUUUAUUAUCUCGGCGGGAAUCUUCAUUUCGGCUAUUUUGGAGGUGGAAUUUCUCUCGAGGAUGGAUUAUAUUGUGAUGACUAUUACAAUGAUUAUUCGGAGUUUGUCGGCACUUGUGUGUUAUUUUUUGAAUUCCUCCAUUUGGAUCUUCUACCAUAAAGAUUUUAUAGAUGCUAUGGAGUUCCUGGCCUCUCAAAAUUUAAUUCUCCAGCAAUUGGGCUGUCGAAUGGAUUAUUCACUCUGUUUCAAAAUGGUCAGAACGUAUGUCUAUGGGACGUUAACGACAGUCGCUGUUCUGCUCAUUUACGAUUGCUACACAUCCAUGAGCACGUGGGCCAGUGAAUCUCCGCUGAUGGUUUGCCAAUGGAUAUUUUUCACAAUUCCAUCAGUCAUCCAAGUAAUAACACCCACGAUAUUUGGAUCCCUCGUCAUAAUCCUCGGUGUUCACUUCCGGGAGGUGAAUACCAAGCUGAUGGCAAUUAGAGACAGAGCGAAUUCGUCACCACCGAAGGUCAUAGAACUCUCGAACGAUUGCGCCGAAGGUGUUCGUCUAAUCGCCAAAAUCCAUUACAAUCUCUGCAAAAUAGGUAAAUUUUUAAAUUGGAUGUUCAACGGAUUUUUCGUGGUGAUCGUAGCAACGGCUUUCAUCAUCCUGAGCUCGUCCCUGUACUUCAUCUUCUACGAGGUAGUUAAACCCGAGGAGACCAAUUACCUCUCAAUAGGUUCUUAUAUAUCCUGGCAAAUUACCACAGCUGCUCCCAUGAUAGCAACAGUAGUAAUCUGCAAUUGGACCUCCAAUCAGGCUGAACACACGGGAAAAUUGAUUCAUGAAAUUCACAUUGAGAGCACUGAGUCAAAGUUAUACCAGAUUAUUCGUUCGCUGUCACUUCAACUCCAUCACCAGAAGGUGGAAUUCUCUGGUGCUGGUCUCUUUCCCAUCAACUCAUCCCUCUUGCAAACGAUGAUUGGCAAUAUGACAACAUCCCUCGUUAUCCUCAUUCAAUUCCAACCAUCGCUCAAUUAAUAAUUAAUGUGUUUUGUGGCUUAAUCGGGGGUACAUACUAAUGGUCCAUGAUUGUUCAAAUGUCAAUAAGGUAAUUAUCAAAAACUCACAAUUACGAAAUAAACAUUUAUUUAACAAAUCAACAGCGUAAAGACUAAUCGAGCGUAAUUAGCUACUCUGGUCGUCGUCUAAUUUCUUUUUUCUUUUUUCUUUUUUCUUUUAUUUCCGGAAUUAUUUAUAUUAUCUACAAUGGCGCGUUUAUCCCACAGAUGAUUGCCCCAAUUCGUAUUCACAUUGUGCCACUCUGGCUGCUUUGUACUCCCAUUAACUCCUGGUCAAGCAAAUCGAUAUUAACUAAAUAAAAAAAAAUAUUUUCAACUAUUACCUCAAGCUCAAAAUUCACAAUUUAAAAUUCUUUUUGAUAGAGCAACCACUUGGUGGCUACUAAUUUCGAUCAUUUAUUUAAACUUUCUAGAGGGUGCUGAAAAUAAAAUCGAUAACCAGUGGAACUUGGUGUCGAUCGAUUACAUUGGUUAGAGUAUUAGAAAAAUCGAGUGUCGCGCGGCGAUCAUUGAUUUUGAAUUUUUUUUUUUUACGAUAGCAGUACGAUAUGGCACUUCGCCCAAAUCAGUGACUCAAUUUCAACUCGUCUCAUUGCAUGUGCGAAGUCAUUUUAUGGAAAAAAUUUAUCAAAAAGUUCAGGUGCUUUUUCGCUGGUAUUUUAAUAUGAUAAUAAUUCAUGGAUUCUGCAAGUUCUAUUUUCUGUUAUUUUUCUCGUUUCACCAGAAAAUAAGAAUCAGAAUGUCAAAAUUAGAUGACACUCCAAUAUAAUUUUUUCGUACAUGUGAUUUAAUAAUAAACGCCGUAAAAAUAGGAAAGUAGUGACUGAUUUUAGGGAACUCAUGUGCAACCAAAACACUCGUCAGGUUUCAGUUGAAGGCACCCGUCUCAUUGUGGCUCACGGUGCCCGCAGACUUGGAAUUAAUUAAUCUAAUUAUAAUUAAAUUUUGAAUUUUGACAAUUCUGUAACAGAACGAGAAUAAAACCACAAUGACCUCGCAUGAUAUUUUCCAUCUCAAAAAACAAAAUCUCGACUGCAGAAUAAAUAAUACUGUACCCUAUAUUAUUUUCAACUUCAAAUAUCGACAAAUAAAAAAAUUCUACGAUAAAAGACUCGAGAUAAGGUAAUAAGGAUUCCGACUAUCAAUUCAGAUAUCGCUACCCAAUCCACAUCACAACACCUCAUUAAAAAGUUAGUGAAAAAAUAAAAUGACGUCACGUAUGAAAAAAUUCACCGAAACUCUCAUGAAAAAAAAAAUCCCCCAAUUUCCGCAAUUUUUCACUAAAACAACGAGAAAAAAAAAUUUACAUUUCGAUUACUCCCCAAAACUCAUUGCGCCCAAAUGCCCUAAAAAAUCGAAACGCCCUGAUCCAUUGAUUCGAUUUUUUUUCAUGGAAAAAUCCGUAUAAAAGCGAUUGAGUUUUCAGGACAAAGCAGUAAAAACCGAUGGAAUAUCAUAAAUUUCAAUCGCAAUAGAAUUUUUUCAU